Molecule: messenger RNA, 1447 nt
Organism: Daphnia pulicaria
Lineage: Eukaryota; Metazoa; Arthropoda; Branchiopoda; Diplostraca; Daphniidae
Gene: gprs
Product: serine-enriched protein-like
Exons: 9
Coding region: 1-1281 (426 amino acids)
Molecular function (GO): protein binding
Source: RefSeq, a predicted model, not a curated record
AUGGCUGAAACGACUCUUGGUGGUCUUUCGGUCAUGACCACUGGACUUGGUGAUGAAGCUGAUUUGAGCGUCUUUGAAAACAAAAGUGGAUUGGCAGAGGAUUUGAAAUUUUUGGCCUCAAUGCCUGAACUAUGCGACCGUUUUUGGUCGGUGAUACACGGGAGCCAGUUUGUGCUGUCAAGGCCGUUCUGGCGGCUAGGAGCAGAGUGUUUCAAAAAAUGCUGUACACCACUCCCAGUCCUCAGAGAAAAAAAGAGCCGAGUACGGGACCCAACAAAUUGCGACUAUUCCUUAAACGGAGCAGUGAGCCUUUACUCAAUUUGCAAAAUCCAGCAGAAAAGGUAUAGCUUUUAUUUCGGGUUCCCCUCAACUAGGAUACGUCUAAAUCAAUACCCGUUGCACUCGAUAAAAAUUCCGUGUGUUACGAUACAGAGAGGAUAUACACAACAGUUAGCUUCCAUUCACGAGCCUGCCACACACACCCAUCAAACGCUGAUUGCCGAAGAAUUUGAGCCUGACGUGUUUCGGCAACUCAUAGAAUACAUUCACACCGGUUGCGUUACCCUUCAACCUAGAACUUUGCUCGGAGUGAUGAAUGCGGCUGACUAUUACGGACUGGACGAACUGCGUCGAUCGUGUGUAGGUUUCGUUCAGUGCUGCAUCAAUGUCGACACUGUUUGUGCCCUUUUGGCUUCAGCAGAACGCUACAUCCAGUACAAAUGCACCAAAUCUCUAGUUCAAAAGGUUUUAGAAUUUGUUGACGAACAUGGAAAUGAAGUAUUGAAUUUGGGAUCUUUUACAUUAUUGCCGCAACAUGUUGUCCGUCUUGUUCUGUGUCGAGAUGAACUCAAAGCGGAUGAAUUCACAAAAUUUCAAGCUGCUUUGAUGUGGUCGAAAAAGUAUUGCGACAGUAAUCCCAACAUCAGCCUGAAAGAAACGUUGUCCAACUUUUUAGAAUUUAUCCGAUUUCACCAAAUUCCAGCUAAUGUUUUGAUGCGAGAAAUCCAUCCAUUGGGAUUGGUACCAGAUCAUUUAAUCAUGAAUGCAUUGGCCUACCAAGCCGAUCCGACUUGCGUAGACCCAGCUAAAUUGUCGCCUACUCCGCAACGUGGCGGUAGGAGACGAUCUCAGGCCCGUUCCAUGUCAGUCCAGUCGUCACUCGAUCCUUACGGAUCGUCCACCACGCUCAAUAGCGAAAGCGCUUCUUCUGAAAUUGAGUCCAGCCCUCGCUUGAGUUCCGAUGGAAGUCGAGGUUCACCAUUGGGACGUCUCUCUAAUUAAUUAAUUUUUGCUGUUAAUACUCUUAUGCACUUUGCCCAAAACAGAGUUGUACCUAUUAAUUUCAACGUAUGUAUAUGUAUGUUUGUAUUUUUGGGGGUCAAACCAUAAGUAUACAGUGUAUGAAUUUGUCGAACGUACAAUUAAAACGCAUGGGUCGUCCCGUCAA